Messenger RNA from Yamadazyma tenuis ATCC 10573, 1929 nucleotides. RefSeq lists its product as uncharacterized. Lineage: Eukaryota; Fungi; Ascomycota; Pichiomycetes; Serinales; Debaryomycetaceae. Gene Ontology annotation, molecular function: protein binding. The record is from RefSeq and is a predicted model, not a curated record.
AAAAUCAUGAAUCGUGUAUUCCUUAAAUAUAAAUCUAAAUAGGUUCAGGUGCUUUUCUAAGAGUCUAUCUCACUGGUGAACUUGCUCAUGUUUCUCUUAUAGAUAGAAUUGAAAUGAUUCAUGUUCUUAAACACAUCGGCACAGUCUACCAAUGUCUUCAAGUUCGCCUGUUUGUCAUCAGCAUCUUGCAAUUUUAAAAUGGAGCUAAAUAGCUUCAAAAGAUCGGUUUCAAAGUACCUUAAUGUCAAGUCACCAAAGUUCUUCUUGAUGUAGUUGAGAAUCUUUAGUGUGUCAAGCAUGUUCUGCUUCACAACCUUAAAAUCUAUCAACUUGUUGAUGAUCACAAGUUGGUUAAACUCGGGAACUUGUAAUUCAUUGUUGAGUGAUAUAAUGGAGUUUUGCAAUAAUUUAAUAUAGUAAUUCAAACGGGUGGAGUUAUUCAAUGUCUCUUCAUGUGCUAUAUUAUUUAAGGCCAAAAGCUUUUCAUUGAUUUCCCUGUUCAAUUGCUCCAUCAAGAAGUUCAAAUGAAUGGUCAAAUUAUUCGAAAUCAUCGUGAGCUUUGCCAUACUUGUUUUGGAAUAAUCGUAAUCCUUGAACAACGCGUCGAUGUAGUUGGCAGGUUUAAACUCAUCGUCAAAAAACAUUCGGGAGGUAUCAUCGAACCAUGAAUCCUCCACGUUUGAACCAUCCAAUUUAAUAGCUUCACUCAUAGUUGACACCGGAGAAAAACCAGCUAUCAAAAUAGAUUUGGUGCGACUUCAAAUUCUCAGUUCAAUGAUCGAUAUAGUAACUAUUCAAGAUACGUUUGAAGAGGUCAUCAGCGAUGUCAAUGGCGGAACUCUUAGACAAGACUCGUUCUGGGUAGGUGUGAGAAAGUCAGGUGAGAACCAGAUUCUAAACAAGAUACUUGUGUUACCAGGGAAAUUCGAAGGCGAUGUGGAGUUCAAGAGUAAAGGUAACAGGUCUUACACAAUCAAUAAUAAGUACAAGUUGACCAGGGGACACAGUUUUAUCAAGGCCAAAGGUGUAUCCAGUAUUGGAAGGAUUGGAUCUGUGAUUGUUAUCGGUACCAAGUCAGGAGACCUUGUAGUUCAUGAUUUGGUGUCUGGUGAAGAAACUACGGUGAGAGAAUGUCAUUAUUUAGAUAUCGUUGAAAUCAAAGUUUUUCCCUCAAAACAAGUGCUAAUGACAGUGGGGCUAGAUCAUCAGAUUAAGCUCUGGUCUGUGAAAGAUUGGCUGUGCAUUCGUACGUUUCAUACUUUGAAUUCUGCCAAUGUUGAGUUCAUAGGCCGGGGAAGAAAUUUCGUCAACGGGACCCAAAAAGGAGAAUUGAAGUUAUGGGAGUGCAGUAGUGGUAAGGUUGUACACACUUAUACCAAAGUGCGUAACAAGGAGGACCAAAUAUCCAGAAUUAAAGUGAUUGAGUCAGAGUUUGUCCAUGGUGAAAAUGAGAUGGAAUUCGAAACCAACAAUAAACUGGUGAUAGUUGGAUAUACGAGUGGAGAAGUGGUCAAGUUCAAUCUACUCACCAAGAGUUUUGAGCUCAUGCACCUCAAUUUGAAGGUGUCAGCAAUGGAAGAAGUGGAUGAUCACUUGAUUCUCGGGACCGACGACGGAAAUCUCUUCAUUUAUGGCCUCAAAUCGAACAAAGUAGAAGCAGAGGCACACUUUAAUCCGGCCCCAGUGAAACUUGCUGUUAACAAGCGUGAUAAUGGAAUUAUUUAUAUCUAUGUGUACAACGGGGAAGAAACGUUGUUUAUGGUCAAAUAUGACACUGAGAAAGGCGAAAUAUUUGGUACCACAUAUCUAGUGGGUCUUCCUGAGGUCUUUAAGGUAGAUACGAUGGUGUAUGACCAGGAAUUGCUUGUGGGCAGCAAUUAUGGGGUCAUGUUGUUCAAAUGAUGACUUUGGAGAUCUUAGAAAUUCGGU